This is a messenger RNA of Elephantulus edwardii (Cape elephant shrew), 1080 nucleotides long. It is a transcript of the gene CD86, whose product is annotated as CD86 molecule. The transcript has 7 exons. The record is from RefSeq and is a predicted model, not a curated record. Gene Ontology annotation, cellular component: external side of plasma membrane. The coding region runs from base 1 to 1080 and encodes 359 amino acids. Gene Ontology annotation, biological process: cell surface receptor signaling pathway; T cell costimulation; negative regulation of T cell proliferation. NCBI's taxonomy places the organism in Eukaryota, Metazoa, Chordata, Mammalia, Macroscelidea, Macroscelididae.
AUGGAGCUCAAAACUUUCUUGGUGAUGGCUGUCCUGCUCUUCGGUGUUGAAGCUUCCAUCAAAACUCUGGCUUAUUUUGGCGAAACUGCAAAUUUGCCGUGCAACUUUAUAAACGCUGAAAACAUAAGCCUGGAUGAACUUGUGGUAUUUUGGCAGGAUGGGAAAGAUAGAGUAGUGUAUGAGCUAUACCAGGGCAAAAAGAAAACUGACAAUGUUAAUUCCAUGUACAAGGACCGUCACAUACGUUUUGACAAGGAAAAUUGGACCAUCCGCCUCCACAAUGUCGAAAUCAAGGAUAGUGGCAAUUACAAAUGUUUCGUCCAUCGAAGGAGUUCUAAAGUACUUAUUCCCAUGCACACGAUGAACAUUGAAUUGUCAGUGGUGGCUAACUUCAGUCAACCCGCUAUCAAGGAAGAUUUUAAUUCAUCAGGCAAGUCUGACAUAAAUCUGACAUGCUUUUCUACACAAGGCUACCCACAACCUAAGGCAAUGUAUUUUUUGCUUAAAACGGAAAACUCAACUACCAAGUAUCCUGCUACCAUGGAGAAAUAUCAAGAUAAUAUCACAGAACUUUACAAUGUGUCUAUCAGCUUAUACUACACUGAACUUCAUAAUACAACAAAAAUUAGUAUCCAGUGUGUCCUUUGUGUUGCUGACGCCCAACCAGAGCGGACAGAGAUGUGUUAUUUCUCCAAACCGUAUGUUAAAGAUCCAGAGAAAUCUGAGCCACGCUCUCCUCCGAAAGAUCCCAUAGUCUGGAUUGCUGUUACCCUCCUACUGGUCAGUGCGGUAUUCUUUCUAGUGCUCUGGAAGAAGAAGAAGCGGCAGCCCAGCCUCUCUCACGAGGAUCAUGAAUGUGGUGAGUCAGUCCUUCAGGGUCCACACUUGCUAUGUGGAUACUUCUGCUACCGGCCAGGUGGCAGGCAGAACCGCCUUAAAGUGGAGCUGGAAGAGACAGAAAAGGCCAAGCACAGAGUAAAAGACAAUGUACUUGCAAUUCCUGUUGAAGAAGACAUGCCUGAUGUUAACAUUUCUAAGACGCCCUCUUCUGACGACAAUAGUGCUGCUAGCAUUAAUUAA